AUGCACCCCCUUCUCGUCUUCCUCCUCGCCUCGGCGGCGAUGGCGCAAGAAACCCAAGAGCAACCCUUUGUGAGUGCCUGGCCGGAAAAUCCCGUGGUGGAGUUCGGGAAGUCCUUAACGCUGAACUGCAGCACCAACUGCCAGAGCGUGACCUCGGGUGGCCUCGAAACCAGCCUGGAAAAGGAAGACACGGGAGAGGGGCCUACGUGGAAAGCCUUCCGACUUGUCAACGUCAAUAACUGGGAUUCCGCUCCUUCGUGCUACUUUGAUUGCAGCGAUGCCCCAGACAUGAAACCUCAUCGGGUGAAUCUCACAGUUUAUCGAGCUCCCACGCUGGUCAAGCUGGAUCCGGUGCCAGAGAUGGAGGUGGGAAAGAACUAUACCUUGACCUGCCGGGUUUCCAACGUGGCCCCCAUGCGGAACGUGUCCGUGACCUUCCUCAAAGGGGAGGAGGAACUGCACACGCAGACGUUCGAGAAGCAUGCCGCCCGUGAAGCCGGCGAUGUUGCAGCGAACCACACAAUAACUGCUGGGCGACAGGACAACGGCGAGGAAAUCAGCUGCCGGGCGGCCCUGGAUUUGAGGCCGGAAGGGCCUCUCUUUGAAACGACCUCCCACAACCAAUCGUUGAAGGCCGUCGUUUUCUUGCGGGAUCCCCGGCUCAUCCCUUUGCGCUCCAUGGAGGCGAAUACCUCCAAGACGGUGAGCUGUGAAGUGUCUGGGGUUUUCCCAGCCAAGGAGGCCAAGUUUGAACUGACCUUUGCAGAGGAGAGACUGACCCCCAGUGUGACUACAUGGGGGGACACAGCAAGGGCCAAGGCUCAGGUCUCGCCUUCGGUAGCAGGAAAUCACUCCCUGAAAUGCACAGUUUCUCUGGGGCCCGUGACCAGAACAGUGGAGGACCAAGUCUAUGUAUACAGUUUACCUGGCCUGGUUCUGACCGUCAGUCCCCGAGAGAUUCUCGCCAACAACCGCGUGGAUGUUGUCUGUGAGGAUUCCCACCCUGAAGACACCCAGCCCCGUAUCUUUUCGGCACGCAUCCGAAAUAGCAAGGGAGUCCUAGAGUCCGGAAACGUCUUUCCCCUCCGGGCCACGGUGACUGCUGUAGAAGAGGACGAUGGACAGGAAUUCACGUGUCAAGUGGAGGUGGAUAUCGAUGGGACGCCGGUUAUAAAGAAGACGUCUGCCAACCUCAUUGUCUACUAUGGACCCCAGAUGAAUGAUUCCAGCUGCCCCAGUACCCUGACCUGGAAGGCUGGGGGUGAGGAGACUUUCACCUGCUCAGCCUGGGGAAACCCAUCCCCAGAUGUCACGUGCAGGAAAGACGGGGUGCUCUACCCUCUCGGGGUGCCCCAGCUCAUCACUGAAGGCCACCAAGGCAGCUAUAACUGCAGCGCAUCCAACGCACACGGCUCUGUCGCCACUUUUGUGACUGUCCGCGUCGAAGUUGAAGAGCCCCCGACCCUUAUCAUCUGCUUGGCGAUUCUUGCCGCAGUGGUUUUCGCUUCUAUCGCCAGCGUGGGCUACUACAUGUACCACAAAAGCUACAAGAUGAGGAAGUAUCGCGUGUCCCAGAGGAAAGCACAAGGGAACUCCUCAGAGAAGAAAUGCCUGAACGGCAACGUACAAACGGACAGUGUGUCUCCUGGGAAUCGAAAAGCUGGGAAUCGAAAAGAGACGCGGCUGCAGGCAGCUGUUCAACAGGAGAAACGUCAGCAGGAGGCCGGCUUUGGGAGGGGAACGACGGAAGGGUCCCGCAGCUAG
This is a messenger RNA of Heteronotia binoei (common prickly gecko), 1764 nucleotides long. Its product is annotated as intercellular adhesion molecule 5-like. The transcript is spliced from 8 exons. Gene Ontology annotation, biological process: cell-cell adhesion. The coding region runs from base 1 to 1764 and encodes 587 amino acids. Gene Ontology annotation, cellular component: membrane. The record is from RefSeq and is a predicted model, not a curated record. Gene Ontology annotation, molecular function: integrin binding. Lineage: Eukaryota; Metazoa; Chordata; Lepidosauria; Squamata; Gekkonidae.